AAACUUCAGUCCCAAUUUAUGACACUUGUCAAUUUCACGCGCAUUCGCUCUAAAUUUCCUCCUCCUUCGGUUUAGAACUCGUCUUUCUUUUCCUUUCCAGUUUCCAUCUUUGGAGUUUUCACCCUAAAUUACCGAUGGAUUUCGAUCAAGAUCAGUCGAAAAAUGUGGUCCCGGAAGCCAAAGGAUUCAAUCCAGGAUUGAUUGUGUUGCUUGUUGUUGGUGGGCUAGUGUUGGCAUUCCUUGUUGGCAAUUAUGCGCUCUACAUGUAUGCCCAAAAAACACUUCCUCCGAAGAGAAAGAAGCCCAUCUCGAAGAAGAAGAUGAAGAGGGAAAAAUUGAAGCAAGGUGUAUCAGCACCAGGCGAGUAGAACAUUUGGUAAUGGUGCUGAUGUAUGCCUGUUGUUGACGACUUUUGUCUAGAUAGCCUCUUUUCACUCUUCCAUCAUACAACUUCACCUUUAUAUUUAGAACCUAAGACUAUUGUUUAUUUGUUCCUCGUAAUUGUGUGGAAGCAAGCAUGUUAAAAAGGCUUUAACUUGCGUA
Messenger RNA from Salvia hispanica, 543 nucleotides. RefSeq names its product S1FA-like DNA-binding protein. Gene Ontology annotation, biological process: regulation of DNA-templated transcription. Gene Ontology annotation, molecular function: DNA binding. Gene Ontology annotation, cellular component: nucleus. Lineage: Eukaryota; Viridiplantae; Streptophyta; Magnoliopsida; Lamiales; Lamiaceae. The record is from RefSeq and is a predicted model, not a curated record.